Molecule: messenger RNA, 998 nt
Organism: Paramecium pentaurelia
Lineage: Eukaryota; Ciliophora; Oligohymenophorea; Peniculida; Parameciidae
Source: the annotation of a GenBank genome assembly
AUGCAAUAACAGACAGGAAAAUUUAUGGAAUUUAUUAAUAGUAAUGAUAAGUUUAGAAUCAAUGAGUUGAAAUAAAUAGAACAAGAAUAAUACUAUAUUAGCUAAUUGAAAGAAUAAAGAGAAAGGGUAUAAAUAUAUUGAAAUAGAAUUUAGAUGGAAGUAUUAAAAGUUGAAUUCUUAAAGAAAGAUUAAGUGAUAGGAGAAUUGUAGAUUCAAAAUAAAAAUUUAAUGGAUGAUCUUGUUUAGCUAAGGAUUGCUUUAUAAGAACAAAUAAAGAAUUAAGAAAAAGAGAUAUAGAGGUCUAAGAAAUAUAUUUAAGAAAGAGAUGAUUUAUUAAGAGAUUUUCAAGAAUUAAGUGACAUAGUUUAACAUUUGAGAAAGGAUAAUGAUAAUUUGAAUGUAAAUGAAAUAUAUAAAUUUAGUCGUUACAUUUAGAAAAAUAACAUGAAAUAGAAUAACAGAGAAUGUAAUAGGAGAUAAAAAAUGAGCAUUUAAAAACUGAAAUUUAAAAGCUUGAUAAUUUGUUAUUUGGAAUGGAACCAAUUAAAGUAGAAAAUUAGAAAUUAAAAGAAGAAUUAAAAAAUUAUAAAAAUGAAAGAAAGAAAAUUGAAAAUGAAAUGAGAUAAAGUAGAAUAGAAAUAAAUAAUUAAAUAGAAGAAUUAAAGAAUGUGAUAUAAGACUAAUAGAAGGAAAUAGUUAAAUUGCAAUAAUAUAAGGAAAGUCAUAAUUAAAUAAAAUAUUAGUUAAGUGAAUUAGAUAGUUAUGUGAAUAAAGUGAAGUAAGAAAAUGAAUAUUUGAAGUAAUAAUUGAAGAGAUUUUAUGAAAAGGAAGAAAGUGAAAUUAAGAGGAAAUCUGAAAUUGAUAGAGUAUUAAAUAUGUUUUUAAUGUAUUAGGUUAGACAAGAUUUGGUUUCAUUAAGAAAUUAAGAAGUGGAGAAAUUAAAUGAACUUUUUAAAGGGAUUGGAUUAUUACUUAAGAUUUAGUCAGAUAUUAUUUGA